Molecule: messenger RNA, 893 nt
Organism: Polyodon spathula (Mississippi paddlefish)
Lineage: Eukaryota; Metazoa; Chordata; Actinopteri; Acipenseriformes; Polyodontidae
Gene: rabac1
Product: Rab acceptor 1 (prenylated)
Exons: 6
Coding region: 265-837 (190 amino acids)
Cellular component (GO): Golgi apparatus
Source: RefSeq, a predicted model, not a curated record
CCAGCUGGUCCACAUCACAUCCGGCGGUGAACAGGAAGCGGACCCAGCUGAGAGAUUUGCUGUUACAAACACCUCCUGGUUCUGAGCAGAAUAAAGAAUAAACGUGGAAACUACAAACCAAGCUUUUUUUGAAGCAUUUAAAAUCUAUAUAUAUAUAUAUAUUUUUUUUUUUUCUUAUUUUUCUAAACCCUCCUCCCCUCUCCCGGUAGACACAGAGAGGUAAAGCAGUGAGUCCAGGACUGAGGCUCAGAGAGUGGGGUAGCUAUGGCAGGAAAGACUGGGGAUCUGUUUAGCCCUGGAGCUGAGGAUCAGGCUGGGGGAGGCCUUGCUGGGAAGCUCUACCUCCCCAAGAUGAUUUCGGGAGGGGCUGCGAAAGAGUGGUUUGACCGCCGGCGCUCCACUAUAAGACCCUGGGCUGUCUUCGUGGAUCAGCGGCGUUUCUCCAAGCCCAGGAACCUGGGGGAGCUGUGCAAGAGGCUGGUGAAAAACAUCGAGCACUUCCAGAGCAACUACACCUUCAUACUCUUGGGACUCAUCCUGUACUGCAUUAUCAGCUCCCCCAUGCUUCUUAUCGCUCUGGCUGUUUUUUUGGGCGCUUUCUACAUCAUCCACCUGAAAACACAGGAGAGCAAACUGGUGCUGCUGGGGCGUGAGAUGACGCCGGCGCACCAGUACGGUCUGGCCAGCGGAGUCUCCUUCCCCUUCUUCUGGCUGGCGGGGGCUGGCUCUGCCGUGUUCUGGGUGCUGGGCGCUACGAUGGUUGUGAUUGGCUCACACGCUGGCUUCCGCGAGAUCGAGGGCAGCGACGCAGACGACCUCAUCAUGGAGCCAGUCUGACCCCCCCCCCCCCCCCCCCGACCCUUGACCUUCUGAUCUCUCCUUCCUCUCAUCUC